Molecule: messenger RNA, 2994 nt
Organism: Athene cunicularia (burrowing owl)
Lineage: Eukaryota; Metazoa; Chordata; Aves; Strigiformes; Strigidae
Gene: ZDHHC4
Product: zinc finger DHHC-type containing 4
Exons: 6
Coding region: 124-1155 (343 amino acids)
Biological process (GO): protein targeting to membrane; peptidyl-L-cysteine S-palmitoylation
Cellular component (GO): Golgi apparatus; endoplasmic reticulum
Molecular function (GO): protein-cysteine S-palmitoyltransferase activity
Source: RefSeq, a predicted model, not a curated record
GGCGCUGCCUGGGCUUGAGCUGCCUCCUUCCUCUGCUUCAGUGAAGCAUGGCCGGGCCGCGCUGCCGAGGGCUGGUGCUGAGGGGCACUAAUCUGCUGCUGCUGUUACAUUGCAGGGCUCGGGAUGGACUUUCUGACACUCUUCCUGAUUUACUUGGGGUUUAUCCUCACUACUGUUGCUCUACUCUGCGUCUGCUCGGGAAGGAAGGAGAGUUUCCUCACAAGAAGUGUCAACGGUGCAAGUCAGGUAUUGUCAUUUGUAAUCCCCACACAGCUCCAGAGAGUGACACAGAGGGCACUUCACAGGCUCUUCCAUACAAGAAGCUGUUUGUUUGUUGCCCUGCAUGUGGCCUUGCAAGCUGCAGUGUAUGGGGAAUACACAUGGGAAGUGUUUGUGUACUGCUGGGAGCUUCAGUUCCACCUCCUCCUCCUGCUGCUGCCCUACCUGCUGCUGGCUGGGAACAUGGGCUGCUUCAUCCUCUGCUCCCGGGCCAACCCUGGUAUAAUAACAAAAUCAAAUCAUGCAUCGUUGGUUAAGAUUUAUGCAUAUGAUGGUGUAUUAUUUCAGAAAGGCGUCGUGUGUCCUACAUGCAACAUGGAGAAGCCAGCCAGAUCAAAACAUUGCAGUUUCUGCAGUAUGUGUGUGCAUCGUUUUGAUCACCACUGCGUGUGGGUCAACAACUGCAUUGGUGCCUUCAAUGCAAAAUAUUUCCUCCUGUACCUCUUCUCGCUGGCUGCCACAGCCGCAGCCAUCGCCACCAUCACGGCAGCGUUUCUCAUCCAAGUGGUGCUGCUGUCCAAUAUGAUGCACGGGAGUUACAUCGAUGAGCAAGGACAGGAGCGCGCUGUUGAGAUUCUCUUCCUUGUUCAGCACCUUUUCUUGACUUUUCCUAGGGUUGUCUUCAUGCUUGGGUUUGUUAUUCUUCUCACCCUCGUCCUGGGUGCAUACUGCUGUUUCAAUCUAUAUUUGGCCUUAACCAACCGAACUUCCAAUGAAUGGUAUAAAUCCAGAAGAUACAGGUGUUCCCACCAUCUAACGUUGCAGCCUCAUGACAGACAAGUUGUCUACAAAAACAUUUAUUCUAAAGGAGUCUGGAUGAAUUUAAAGGAGAUCUUUAAGCCUCCUACAGUAUUGGAAAGAAAAAAGACAACAUGAAGAUACCAUUCUUUGUAUGUGCAUUUUAAAACUUUUUGUAAGACUUUAUUUCAGCAGCAUUUGAUGCUCUGAACGACUUUUGUAAAAAGAUUACUGUGUUUCAGUUAAGAAUUUGAAAACUAAGUUUUCAUAAAGUUGACCAGUGUUGAAAAAACUAAGAGUUCUUCCAAGUCUAUCUGUAACACUACUCAUACUGCUUGUGACAGGGGCCUGUUAGUCUUUUCCGACACCAUCACAGUACAGAAGCAAGCUGGGCUAGAGUUAGGUUCAGCUAAGGAACACAUACACAAGGAACGUUUUUUUUAUGGUUACUGUUUUGUAUGCUGCAUAAUAUAUACAACCAUGUAACAGACAAACAGUUCCUAAGGCACUUUGGUAUGGCUUAAGUACUCUUCCUGCAGGAGACUUUACAGAAACAUAGCAAUGUCACACAUAUGGAAGUGACAUUUAUUUGUCAAUUUUUAGUUUGUUUUUUUUUUUCCCCUGCAGGGAAAAUAAUAAUGCACAGCUGACUGCAGUAUUCUGAUUAACAAUGCCUCAGCAGAGCACUAUUGAAGAUACUUCAUUUGGUGAGAUCUGAGGUUAAGCUUAGUCCUCUUGUUUCCUUGUUAGAGGGACCAGUAGUGGAUGUACUGGUAUUGGUAUUGAGAGGCGAGUUUGGUCCAUCUUGCUGAAGUGAAUCUCUCUGCAUGCACUUGCAAGGAAAGAGCUAACAAAGAGCUGCUUUGAGGAAGCUUCAUCUCUUUGUAUGUUUAUCUGGCAAAUUAUUAAGCCAUUACUAUUAACAAUAUGUAGAACAGGUUGCACAUAUUUAGCUGGAAAAAACCAGCAUGAUUAUGGGCAGAAUUGGAAUCUGCAGAAACCAUGUUCUACUGCAGAUUUGUACUACUAUGGUACACCUUGAUUGUAGCAGUAGUUGCCUAGAAAGGAAACUACUGCAAGUGCCACUUCUCCUUACUUGCCAAGUCUCUUUCUUGAUACUUAUUUUCAGCUCAUUCAAAAUAAGAUGCCAUUUCAGCCUUAGAAUCAUGAAAAUGGUGAAAAUCUGGACACAAUUUCAGCAUACUGAAAAGGGUAUCAGAAAUCUGAUGGAGCUCUGGCCAUACAGGUCCUGGCAGAUGCCUUCUGGCAUUUCUCAUCUCUGUACCAUUGUUGGAUCUGUUCACAGCAAGAGGCUCAACUCUCUUUUGGGCAUUUCUUUGUAUUUUGAGCAUUUUGCAGCUGCAGAGGUUACAGUUGAGGCUGUUUCUAGGGCUGUCCACCUGCCAUGACUGAACAGACCACUUCAAGAGUGACAUGGCCUUCCACCCUGUACAGGAAUUCUCUAGGGGAAUGCCAAAAGGCAAUUAAUUGAGCAGUGUCCCUCACAAGAACCCUCUGCCUUAACAGCAGAAGACAAAUCCCUCCAAGUAGGGAUCAUCUGAAAGAUCUCCAAAGCAUCGAUGGACUCACUGCUUUUAGAGGCUUGGGCUUGUUCUGGGAAGAACAGCACGUUUGACUCGCCCAGUGAUGAGGGUUUCUGAAGCACAAAGUGGCCCUGUUUUUUUCUCUCUCCAGUUCUUCUGUUUGAGUGAUAAUACAGCAAAAAUUGGAAAAAUACAGUUAACUUUAAAUAACUUUAUUUUUAAAAAUGUCUUUAUUUACAUGCCGAAUCUGUACAAUAUGCAAUUAAAAAUCCAUAUAUGUUUUUUUUUUUUUUAAAAAAAUCAUAUACAAUAUGGCUUUACACACCAACAGACUAGCUCUCAGAGCAGCCUGCCUGGCAUUGCAAGGGUACAACAAUGCAUUCUUUCAUAGACCAGUAUGUAAGGCUACUUGUCCAGGAUAUAAAAUAAAAUA